Messenger RNA from Cyprinus carpio (common carp), 1441 nucleotides. Its product is annotated as leucine-rich repeat-containing G-protein coupled receptor 4-like. Gene Ontology annotation, molecular function: protein binding. The transcript has 5 exons. NCBI's taxonomy places the organism in Eukaryota, Metazoa, Chordata, Actinopteri, Cypriniformes, Cyprinidae. Bases 112 to 756 code for a protein of 214 amino acids. The record is from RefSeq and is a predicted model, not a curated record.
UAACAAAACAUUAACUUCUCCAUGUUAAAAUGUGACGUCUAAGGAGAAAAACCAUCAGUUUAGACAUAUUCUGAAUAAACAGAAGAUCCAAAUCUCAGGAAGCAGCAAAAAAUGGGGUCUGCAACACACACAGUGUGUGUGUUCCUGUGUUUUUUGGUCUCAGGAUCAUGCUACACUCUCCAGACCGUGGGCUCAUGCACGGUCAACAGAGAGAUGGCUGCAUUUGACUGCAGUGGAAAAAGACUUACAUCGGUACCAAAGCACAUCUGGAUGAACGUAACCGAACUGGACCUGUCUGAAAAUCUGUUAGAUUUAACCCACAGUGACAGCUUCAAGCGCCUGAACCUCUUCAGCCAUUUAGUCUCACUGAACCUAUCAGGCAACUACCUCCCCCUACUGUUAAAAGAUCAUCUCUACAGCCUUUCUUCUCUUAAGGUACUUGACCUGAGUAGGUGUAAACUGGCCGCAGUGGAGGCAAAUGCACUGACCAGCCUUUCUAGUUUACAGAUGCUCUUCCUGGGGGACAUUUACAUCAUCUUUUCUGAGUGUGACCCUGCAAACUUUGAGGUGGGAUUCUCCACCCAGGGAGGCCCUGGGAUUCGUGCAGCUCCACCUCCCAGUGGCAUUGAGGAGGAUGACGAUGGGUUUAUUGAAGACAACUAUAUUCAAGCGGGUGAGAGUGAGAGAGCCACAAGAGCAGCAGUGCUGACUGAUGAUGAUGAGGAGGAGGAAGAGAUUGAAUGUAGUAUUGGCUAGCACUAUUACAUCUAACUUUGUUAAACCUUAUUUAUAAUAACUUGCAUUAAGUAGUUAUUAACAAACAUUCAAUACUUCAUAAUCAGUUAUCAAACUAUUCAUUGAUUAAUUAAUUAAAAAAAGAAUAUACAGUGGCCCUAUUAAGGAAUUUCAACACUUAAGCUUAAAAAAAAAAAAAAAAAAAAAAAAAAAACUAUGUCCAAAAAGUUUCUAGGACAACUUUUUUGAAAGCAUCUGAAAAUAUAUGAAUCAAAGUUGAAUGACAUUUGAAUGUACAAUAGGCCACACGAAAUAAUGAUCUGUUCAGCAUUUUAUACAAUGUUUGUUGACAUUAAUAAUAAUUUAUUAUAGAAUAAUAAGUUAUUAUAGAACUUUAUUUUAAAUUAUAAUAUUAUUAAUAAUUAAUUUUUAAGGAUUUUUCCUACCAGAAUGUGCAUUUACAUUUACUUUUAAUUGCAUUUUGUACCAUAUACUAUAUUUUGUGUUUUGUAUGUUGCACUUCAUUUUUUUUUUUGAGAAAAUGUUAUUAUUUCAUUGGCCACUGGGCGCCGCCUUUGUGUACUUUAUUACUUAGCCUAGAUUUAAAUAUUAAAAUGUUAUUAUUGAUAUUAUUAUAUAUUUUUGUUAUUGUUUAUAAAUGUUAUAUAAUAUAAAACAAAUUAAACAUUACAUGCAUCCACGUCAU